Molecule: messenger RNA, 2732 nt
Organism: Ictidomys tridecemlineatus (thirteen-lined ground squirrel)
Lineage: Eukaryota; Metazoa; Chordata; Mammalia; Rodentia; Sciuridae
Gene: Rhobtb1
Product: Rho related BTB domain containing 1
Biological process (GO): small GTPase-mediated signal transduction
Molecular function (GO): protein binding; GTP binding; GTPase activity
Source: RefSeq, a predicted model, not a curated record
UCCUCCUGCUGACCUCCUGACAGCCGCCCAGCUGGCCUGAGCCAAGCACAGAGCCGCAGAGGGGCUUGUUUCCAGAAUCCUCUGGGUGGUUCCUGAACCCUUCUGCCCAGCCGUCCCCCAACACAGACCCACAGAGACACUGGGACGCACGCACGCACGCACAGGACCCGCAGGCGGAGGCGGGUGGCCGGAGGGAUUAGAGGGAUAAAGUCACUGUCACUCGGGAGAGAUAAGAAUCUGGGCAGGACGUGUCCGUACUGGGGUCUUCUGAAAGUAGGCUCAGCAUCUGCGGCUCCUCACGUCGGCCCUCAGAUUUCUCAUAUGGAUAGGUGCUGAGCCCCAGCCCAGUGUUCCAGAACUUUCUCUCUGCCAUCACUCCUCCUUUACUCAGGUUUUACAACAAUAGAAGAGCACAUGAAAGAGGGCUCUUCAUCAGGCAUUCUUGAUUAAGCUAUGAAAAUGGAAUCAAAGCUUAUUUUCCCCGUUCGUAUGGUAAGUCCAGCUGAGAGCAGGGUGUUCUCAUCUUCACUUCCAGCAAGCCAGAGCUUCCUAAAUGGACACUGACAUGGACUACGAAAGACCCAACGUGGAAACCAUCAAGUGUGUGGUGGUGGGCGACAAUGCCGUGGGGAAGACGCGCCUGAUCUGUGCCAGAGCGUGUAAUACCACGCUCACGCAGUAUCAGCUGCUGGCCACCCACGUGCCUACCGUGUGGGCCAUUGACCAGUACCGUGUCUGCCAGGAGGUCUUGGAACGUUCCCGAGAUGUUGUUGACGAAGUGAGCGUUUCUCUCAGGCUUUGGGAUACUUUUGGUGAUCAUCACAAGGACAGGCGAUUUGCAUAUGGCAGGUCUGAUGUUGUGGUCCUCUGUUUUUCAAUUGCUAAUCCCAAUUCCCUAAAUCAUGUGAAAACAAUGUGGUAUCAAGAAAUCAAGCAUUUUUGCCCUCGCACACCUGUUGUCCUUGUUGGCUGCCAGCUUGAUCUCCGUUAUGCCGAUCUGGAGGCUGUUAAUCGAGCCAGACGCCCAUUAGCCAGGCCCAUAAAGAGAGGGGAUAUUUUGCCCCCAGAAAAAGGUCGAGAGGUUGCAAAGGAACUUGGUAUACCAUACUACGAAACCAGUGUAUUUGACCGGUUUGGAAUCAAGGAUGUAUUUGACAAUGCCAUUCGCGCAGCGCUCAUUUCCCGCCGGCACCUGCAGUUCUGGAAGUCCCACUUAAAAAAAGUCCAGAAACCUUUACUUCAGGCACCCUUCCUACCUCCCAAAGCCCCUCCACCAGUCAUCAAAAUCCCAGAGUGUCCUUCCAUGGGGACUAAUGAAGCUGCCUGUUUACUGGAUAAUCCACUGUGUGCUGACGUCCUGUUCAUCCUUCAGGACGAGGAGCACAUCUUUGCACAUCGAAUUUACCUUGCUACCUCUUCUUCCAAAUUUUACGAUCUUUUUUUAAUGGAAUGUGAAGAAUCCCCAAAUUGGGGUGAAGGCGUUGGUGAGAAAGAGAUGCAGAGCAGACCUCUUCAGGGCCGGACGCUGAGUCUUGAUGCAGAUGAGGAAGGGGAAGAAGGUGCCCUGAGGAGGCCUCAGGCCGAUCAGGGGAUGUCUCCAAGCAAGAACCUGUUGGAGACUCCGGGGCUGGAAGCCGAGGGCUCCGUUACUGAGAAGCAGCCUUUGUCAGGCUGGAGCAAAGGGUUCCUUGGCAUGCACAGAGAAAUGCAGGUCAAUCCCAUUUCAAAGCGGGCGGGCCCCGUGACUGUGGUCAGGAUGGACUCGUCAGUCCAGCCAGGCCCUUUCCGGACCCUGCUCCAGUUUCUUUAUACAGGUCAACUGGAUGAGAAGGAAAAGGAUUUGGUGGGGCUGGCUCAGAUCGCAGAGGUCCUGGAGAUGUUUGAUUUGAGGAUGAUGGUGGAAAACAUCAUGAACAAGGAAGCCUUUAUGAACCAGGAGAUUACGAAAGCCUUUCACGUCAGGAAAGCCAACCGGAUAAAAGAGUGUCUCAGCAAGGGGACAUUCUCAGAUGUGACCUUUACCUUGGAUGAUGGAGCCAUCAGUGCCCACAAGCCAUUGCUUAUCUGUAGCUGCGAGUGGAUGGCUGCCAUGUUUGGGGGUUCGUUUGUGGAAAGCGCCAACAGUGAGGUACAUCUCCCAAACAUAAACAAGAUGUCAAUGCAAGCUGUAUUGGAUUAUCUCUAUACCAAGCAGUUGUCGCCUAACUUGGACCUGGAUCCGCUGGAACUAAUUGCCUUGGCAAACAGAUUCUGCCUGCCACACUUGGUUGCACUUGCAGAGCAGCACGCCGUUCAAGAGCUGACCAAGGCCGCCAUGAGUGGCGUGGGCAUUGAUGGGGAAGUGCUCUCCUAUUUGGAAUUGGCCCAGUUUCACAAUGCCAACCAGUUGGCCGCCUGGUGUCUGCACCACAUCUGCACCAACUACAACAGUGUUUGUUCCAAGUUCCGCAAAGAAAUCAAAUCAAAAUCUGCAGACAAUCAGGAGUACUUUGAGCGGCACCGCUGGCCCCCUGUGUGGUACCUGAAGGAGGAAGACCACUACCAGCGAGUGAAAAGGGAACGAGAGAAGGAAGACAUUGCACUAAAUAAACAUCACUCAAGACGAAAGUGGUGCUUCUGGAAUUCAUCUCCGGCAGUUGCCUGAAGAGGAACAGAAAAAAAAAAAAAACAAUCAGUAAUCUGAUACACCACUUUUAAAAGCACUACUGUAAAGUUAGUCGUCUUAUUAGAGA